CUGUACUAAUGAGCGGACAAAGGACCACAACAACUGAAAUGGGUAGCAAAGCACAUUUCGAUGGUUUUAAUGUCGUGAAUGUUGCUGAGUAGAGUGUAGGUGUGGGUGUAGGAAUGCCAAGAAUUUUACAGAGAGCUGAAGAAAUAUUUCCUGCUCUGAGAGAAAGCAUGAGCUAUACAAAUUCAGAGAAUGUUUUAGUGGGUCCAUAUAGUGAGAUAUACCCAGCGUGUCAUGAUGGAGAUCAGGCCAUGAGCGUAAGAGAUGAAGUUUCAGACACAGAAGAGAAACCAGAUCCUGUGCCAGUAGCAGUUCAGGAAAUAAAGGCCGAACCUGAGAACUAUGCAAAUUUAGAGAAGGUACUAGUGGGUCCACAUGGUGAAAUGUACGCAGCAUGGCAUCAUGCAAACGAGGCAAUGAAUGUUAAAAUUGAGGAAGUCUCAGAUGCAGCAGAAGAGGAUCCUCUGCGAAUAACAGUUCAGGAAAUGAAGGCUGAACCUGAGAGCUACACAAAUACAGAGAAAGUUUUAGUGAGUCCAUAUGGUGAGACAUACCCAGCAUGUUGUAAUGGAAAUCAGGACAUGAAUAUUAAAGUUGAAGAAGACUCGGACGCAGAAAAGGAAGCAGAUCCUGUCCCAGUAACAUUUCUAGAAGUGAAGGGUGAACCUGAGAGCUACACAAAUACAGAGAAAGUUUUAGUGAGUCCAUAUGGUGAGACAUACCUAGCAUGUUGCAAUGGAAAUCAGGACAUGAAUAUUAAAGCUGAAGAAGACUCAGACGCAGAAAAGGAAGCAGAUCCUCUCCCAGUAACAUUUCUAGAAGUGAAGGGUGAACCUGAGUUAAUCCACAUCUGUACAGUGCGUCAACUAAAGCUUCAUUUGUGGCAUUGGCACUGAACUGCGCAAGACAGCCAACUUACGGAAAACUGUAGUUUUGUUAAGAUGAAUUCUUCUCAGAGAAGAUCUCAUUAAUCAUAAUGAAUGAAAUUGAAGUAAUAUUUUUUUAAAAAAAUAAAUAACGAUUUUAUUUAUAUUUAAAUGUGAUUUACUACUUUUGAUAAGAAUGAUUUAAAUCCAGCUAUUUUUUUUUGCAGGUUCAAUUAAAUCCUCAAAAUUUGUAUCAUAAUAACAGACAUAAAUGGUAAAUCUAGCCAAAAUGAGAUAAAAUAAAUACAAAUACUCCCACAUUAA
Messenger RNA from Cryptotermes secundus, 1187 nucleotides. RefSeq lists its product as uncharacterized. The transcript is spliced from 7 exons. Lineage: Eukaryota; Metazoa; Arthropoda; Insecta; Blattodea; Kalotermitidae. The record is from RefSeq and is a predicted model, not a curated record. The coding region runs from base 114 to 893 and encodes 259 amino acids.